AUGGAUGCUUUGGACAGUCACCUUCCUCCCAUGGCUGGAAAUAGUGAUACUCCUAAUUCACAAGAAUUACAAAAAAUUCUGAUUGAUGAGAGAAUGCGAUGUGAACAUCAUAAAGUAAAUUAUCAAACUAUGAAGGCAGAAAAUCUAAGAUUACAAGAGGAAUAUACAAAAUCACAGGAAGAACUGAAGCAGUUGUUAGUUGAAAAGCAGACUGUACAUGACAAAUUUCAGCUUCUUCUUGCUGAAUAUCAAGAGGAGUUGUUGAGUAAAACACAAGAACUGGAAAAACUGAAGAUGCAGGUGCUAACUCCUCAAAAAUUAGAACUGUUAAAAGCGCAAAUACAGCAGGAUUUGGAAUCUCCUAUGACAGAACGUUAUCGGAAGCUAGAAAAUGAAGUGGAAAAAUACAGAACAGAAUAUAACAAACUUCGUUAUGAACAUACUUUUCUGAAAUCAGAAUUUGAACAUCAAAAGGAAGAACAUGAACGUAUUUUAGAAGAGAAGAAAAUACAAUAUGAUGCUGAGAUUGCAAGACUGGAUAAAGAUAAAGAAGAACUCCAUAAUCAGCUGCUUAGCGUUGAUCCCACGAGGCACAGUAAGCGUGUGGAGGUCCUCUCUAGAGAAAAGGCACAACUGAAUCAAAAAUUAAAAGGCUUAGAAGCAGAAGUAGCAGAACUAAGAGCAGAAAGACAGAAUUGUGGCAUGCAAGCAGAAAAUGUUCGAAGAAUACAAGUACGACAGUUAGCUGAGUUGCAGGCUAUGACAAGGUCUCUAGAGGCAGAAAAGAAGUCUGCUGAACUACAGAUUGAACGAAUUGAGAAAGAACUGCAGAUGAGUAAUGAUCAAAACAUUCUCUUAACCAAUAAACUUCACAAAUCUGAACAAGAAGUCAAUUCCUUAGCUGCUAUAGUAAAAGAACUUAAACAUUCACAUAAAUUGGAAAUAACAAAUGUCAAACUGGAGGCAGCAAAAACAAAGAGUGAGGUAGAAAGAGAGAGAAACAAGAUUCAAAGUGAAAUGGAUGGAUUGCUGUCAGACAAGGAAAUUCUUACGUCAACUGUUGAACGUCUUAAGGCGCUUGUAGUAGAAAAGGAUCGGGAACUAAUUCGUAAAGUGCAAGGUGCCAAAGAGGAAUUUUUUGGAAAAAUUGCAGCCUUACAGGAUGAAAAUUUGGAACUCGAGAACAAAUUAGCUGAUCUAGAGAAGAUGAAACUGGAACAAGAUGCUCGAGGACAAUCUGAAAAGGAUCAGUAUGAAGAGAAACUGCGUGUUGCACAGGUGGCAGAAGAAUCUAGCAAAAAAGAACUUCAGCAUUUGCGAUUAAAAAUUCAACAGCAGGCUGCUCAGACAGAGGCGUUGGAAGAUCUGAAACAGCAAAUUCAUGACAUGCAACUCCAGCUUGCCUCACUUUCUCAAUCAGAAAAUGGGUUGCUGGAGUGUAAUCAGAAGCUGAAGGAAAUAAUAGAGAGAUUGAAACAAGAAUGUCAACAUGCAAGGACUCAAGCAGAAAAAGCUCAGCUGGAAACAAAGGCUUUCGAGUACAAGAGAACAGAAUGGCUGGAGGAGAAGCAUGUGCUUACUCAGCGCAUCACAGAGAAAGAAGAGAAAUACAACCAAAUAAAGGAAAAGCUACGUCGAGCUGCUGUUGCUCAGAAAAAGAGAAAGACUCUCUCUGACAACAAACAAAGGAGGUUGCAACAGAAACUAGAACUUUUGGAAGCCAAGACAGAAGAGCUAGCAAUAGAAAAUCAGGUGCUAAAGAGGCAGAACGUUUCCUAUAAAGAAUACAUGUGCCUCCAGAAGAGACUGAAGGACUUGCAGCGUAGGCACAAUGAAUUCCGGAGUUUAAUUCUGAAUCCUACCAUGCCGUCACUCAACCCAGACAGUGUAAGGUCAUCAUCUGCCUUGCCUCUGUGGCCUGAAGUGUCCUUCCCUCUUCUACAGGAGGAACAGCAUCAAAGACAGCUUUCCCUGCUUUACAAGCGACUGGAAGAACUAGAAGCCACACAGAAAAAACAGCUGCAAGAUCUUGGACCACCCAGAAAGAAUGUGGGCGCAUACACGGACUUGCCUAGAAACAAGAUUGCUGGAGAAGCCAAUGCACAAAGCGAGAGCUCCUAA
Molecule: messenger RNA, 2121 nt
Organism: Mesitornis unicolor (brown roatelo)
Lineage: Eukaryota; Metazoa; Chordata; Aves; Mesitornithiformes; Mesitornithidae
Gene: CEP83
Product: centrosomal protein 83kDa
Exons: 15
Coding region: 1-2121 (706 amino acids)
Cellular component (GO): centrosome
Source: RefSeq, a predicted model, not a curated record